UCGCGGCAACCAGUUACGAGAACCAGUCGUAAGGUUGGUAGACGUGGCUAGUCGCUUCUGUCGACACAGAGUUGCCUGGAGAUGGUAGAGUGUACAUAACAGAAAAUGUCACAUUACUUUCGCGAUAGGUGAUCGAGCAUCUUGCGGGCGAGAAAUCGAUCAAUAUGCCGAAGAAAUUCGUGGGUGAGAAUAGCAAGGCGGUUGCCGCCCGAGCUCGAAAAGCGGCGGCCAAAGAAGCCGAGACUGUCAAAAAAGCGAAGGAAGCGGAAGAUAAGGCAUGGGAGGACAAUGAUAAGCAAGUAUUGAAGAAGAAACAGAAACAAGAAGAAGUCGAGAAGAAACGUCAACAGCAAUUAGAAAAAAAGGCGGAGGCGAAAGCUCUGCUUGAAAAGGAAAUGGCAAAUAUAAAAGUCGGUGGCAAGCAGCCAGCGUCGAAGAUUACUAGAGCCGAAAUCGUGUCCAUCACCGAGAAACGAAAUCAAGUGGCUAUGAAGAAGAAGGAGGACGAGAAACCGAUCGAGGAAAAUUUAAACAGAUUGAUUUUGGAAGGUGAAACGGCUCACGGUAUAGAUGAAGCUAUAUCUGUUUUAAGUUCAAAGGAUCCAGAAUUAGAUCGACACCCGGAGAAACGAAUGAAAGCCGCGUACGCGAGCUUCGAGGAACGAACGAUGCCGAUGAUUAAAGAACAAAAUCCUACUUUGAGAUUGAGUCAGUUGAAACAAAUACUUAGGAAAGAAUGGAUGAAGUCGGCUGAGAAUCCGCUUAAUCAAACGUUGAAUCGUUGACGACUGUAUGAUGAUAUCAAACGAACGCGACACACACUUGCGCAUCAUGGACUGAUUAAUUAUUUAAUUUUGUUAAAAUAAAUAACAACCAACUUGCAUUACGAUGUAAUCAUCUGUAUACAAUUUUAUUUGUAAAACAUAUAACUUAUAUUAAAAAGUAUAUGAAAAAUAA
Molecule: messenger RNA, 957 nt
Organism: Solenopsis invicta (red fire ant)
Lineage: Eukaryota; Metazoa; Arthropoda; Insecta; Hymenoptera; Formicidae
Product: coiled-coil domain-containing protein 124
Exons: 4
Coding region: 165-785 (206 amino acids)
Biological process (GO): transcription by RNA polymerase II
Cellular component (GO): nucleus
Molecular function (GO): transcription coactivator activity
Source: RefSeq, a predicted model, not a curated record